AUGAUGUUAUUUGGUGCAAUUUUUGAGAUCAUAAGUGCAACAUAUGAACUCGUGACGGUAGUAACCGAUGUCAUUCUUAAUUAUGAGUACAUCGAACGUCAUUGGGUUGAAGAAUAUCAAUUGUCGCUUGUAUUUCUCAUGUUUAAUGGGAUUGUCAUGGGAUUUCUAGGACUUGGACGAAACAAUUUGUCUCCGCAUCGUUGUGUUUUUAAGCGUCAAUGGAUGAACCAAGUACUAGGAUUUAGUAUUGGAGUACUCCAAAUGCGUGUCUUUGUCGAGACUCUCUAUGCAGUGAUUAGACGUAUCAUAAAGACUCGGGAAGUCAAGAAAAAUGGUCGAAAUGAACAUGACACAGGUCAGGAUGAUCCUGUCAAUGGGAUACAGACAUGUCGCUAUGAUGGAGACAGUGUAUCACGUGAAGUAAUGACGCAAUGGACAAAGCAGUGUAAUUCCAGUGUUUCGUACGUCACGUUCAUUCAAGUGAUUGUACGUGAUAUUCCAUUGUUCAUCCUACAAGCAAACGCUACGAUUCAUUAUCGCAAGUGGCAGUUUAUUGAUAUGUUCACGGUCAUGUCGACUUUUAUAAUGCUCCUGCGUGGCACAGCCGCGUAUGUGGCAAAAGAAGACAGAUUUGGUCUGAAAGUGGUGGCUUUUUGUUUUCUAGUAGGUCAGUUUGUAUUCCGUUUGGGAACGAUCUUACUUUUGGCAAUGACCAAGGGCUUGGCUAUUCUCGUCUAUGGACUCGUGAUCACGCUGUGUGCCAUCUUCUCGACUGCAAUGCUACGCUUGGCACACCCGAGUCAUCGAUUUGUUGGCCAGCUACAGGCAGUUCUUUUCUUCCCCUUCUACACGUUGUUUGUCAUUGAUGGCUCACAGCUGACUGCCCAAUGUGGAUCAGCUGUUCCAGCUUUACGCAGCAAGAAACUUGUGUACCUUCACCUUUGGCGCUGUCUGGAGAAUGUCGUGGGGAUUGUCCUAGCAGUGGUGCUUCCACGCUAUACCGAUUUUGGCGUCAGCUCGGAUGCGACCGUAGCGGUUAUUGGUGUGAUCUGUGCUGUCAUUUACGUCGUUACAGGAGCUGUCUUUCACUUCUGUUCUGGUAGCUGUGCCAAGCAUCAUGCCAAUAGCCUGGACACCACUAACAAUGGAGACGCUACCGCCGAGAAGCCUUAUUAUCAAGACACUAGCAGCUUGUAA
This is a messenger RNA of Peronospora belbahrii, 1197 nucleotides long. Lineage: Eukaryota; Oomycota; Peronosporomycetes; Peronosporales; Peronosporaceae. The record is from the annotation of a GenBank genome assembly.